This is a messenger RNA of Abrus precatorius (Indian licorice), 993 nucleotides long. RefSeq names its product transcription factor bHLH93-like. Gene Ontology annotation, molecular function: protein dimerization activity; DNA-binding transcription factor activity; sequence-specific DNA binding. Bases 1 to 993 code for a protein of 330 amino acids. Gene Ontology annotation, cellular component: nucleus. Gene Ontology annotation, biological process: regulation of DNA-templated transcription. The record is from RefSeq and is a predicted model, not a curated record. NCBI's taxonomy places the organism in Eukaryota, Viridiplantae, Streptophyta, Magnoliopsida, Fabales, Fabaceae. The transcript has 4 exons.
AUGGAGCUGUAUGACCAGGAUUUCUUGGAGGAAUUGAUGACUCUAAGAAGAGAAACAUGGGACACCAAUCCAAACACAGAAGAAAACCCAUUCUUCUCUAAUAGCUGGAGUUUUGACUCUUUUGAUCAAAACUCUCUACCUUAUCUCCCAAACUCUUCUUGUGGUCAAGAAGUUCCUCAAGGCUACAAUGACUACACCUUCAAUGAAAUCUAUGGUUCCUUACUUGAUGAAUCUUUUGCACCACAGAUUAUUGAUUCACACUAUAAUACCCUCGAUACUCCACUCAACACCCCUCCAUUUCUUGCUCAAGAAGAUUAUCCAUUGUCCAUGAUGGAAGAAGAUGACCCGGGUUUGCUAGGGGAAGAGCUUCAAAAUUUGGAGCUGCAAACCACAUGCAAAAUGGAACCAACCCAAUCUCCUGAAAUGCCAGUUUUCAACAUGGGUACUGGUCUUGAAAGAAAGAAUCGAUCAAAGAAGCUGCAAGGGCAACCCUCCAAGAAUCUAAUGGCUGAGAGGAGAAGAAGAAAGAGAUUAAACGAUCGUCUCUCAAUGCUAAGAGCAAUUGUCCCAAAGAUAAGUAAGAUGGACAGAACUUCAAUACUUGGAGACACUAUUGAUUACAUGAAAGAACUUCUUGAGAAGAUCAACAAUCUGCAACAAGAAAUAGAGGUAGAUUCAAACAUGGCAGGGAUUUUCCGAGAUGCAAAGCCAAAUGAAAUCUUAGUGAGAAAUUCACCCAAGUUUGAGGUGGAGAGGAGUUUGGAUACAAGGGUCCAAAUUUGCUGUGCAGGGAAACCAGGCUUGUUGCUAUCUACAGUGAACACCCUGGAAGCAUUAGGCCUUGAGAUUCAACAAUGUGUCAUUAGCUGUUUCAAUGAUUUUACAAUGCAGGCUUCUUGUUCAGAGGAAUUGGAGGGAAGGACAAUGCUGAGUUCUGAAGAUAUAAAGCAAGCUCUAUUUAGAAGUGCAGGAUAUGGAGGAAGAUGUUUGUGA